This is a messenger RNA of Ooceraea biroi (clonal raider ant), 1449 nucleotides long. RefSeq names its product regulatory particle non-ATPase 9 (gene Rpn9). Gene Ontology annotation, cellular component: proteasome regulatory particle, lid subcomplex; cytosol; nucleus. Gene Ontology annotation, biological process: ubiquitin-dependent protein catabolic process. NCBI's taxonomy places the organism in Eukaryota, Metazoa, Arthropoda, Insecta, Hymenoptera, Formicidae. Gene Ontology annotation, molecular function: structural molecule activity. The record is from RefSeq and is a predicted model, not a curated record.
GCUAGUACUAUUCCCUAGGAAGCAACUUCUCUGCGAUUGGCCAUUGGUUCGAUCUACGUAACUUCGCUUCAAUGACGAUGUCGCACGUUGUGCCGCUAAAAUGAACACACCUGAUUAAUUCGAGUGCGCAACCGAGUGACAUAUCGUCACGACUCCAAUCUCCCGCAUGUGUCGUAUCAAACAUGGCGACGUCCGUGGUAGCGAAGGAUCUCAACACUUUUCUCAGUCAAAAGCAAAAUGUUGCCGAUAAAGAAUUGGCUACGGAGUGGGCGCAGCUGGAGGAGCUGUACAGCAAACGGCUUUGGCAUCAGUUGACGCUAAAAUUGGAGACGUUUGUGAAGAACCCGGCGCUUCAGCAAGGAGACAAUCUCGUGCAAUUAUACGUCAACUUUUUGUCCACUUUUGAGAAUAAGAUAAAUCCAUUGUCAUUGGUGGAGAUACUGGCACAUGUGAUACAACAGUUCCAAGAUAAGCAGGAAGCGAUUAAAUUCUUGGAGAAAACCGAGGCUAAGGUUCAAAGCAACAAUGAGGCGAUUGCGCUUUGUAAGGUUCUUAAGGGACAGAUUUUAUUGGAUAAGCUGAACAAUCAGGAUCAAGCCAGGAAGAUCAUAGAGGAGGUAGAGGCUAUGCUGGAUAAUGCAGACGGCGUUACGACAGUUCACGGGCGUUUUUAUCUUCUAGCAAGCCGAUUGUAUAGAUUACAGGGCAAGCACGCGGAGUAUUACCGUACAGCGUUGAGAUACCUAGGUUGCAUAGAGCUCAACAGUCUAAGCAGGCAAGAGCAAGAACAACACGCCUUCUUCCUCGGGCUCGCGGCGCUCUUAGGCGAGGGCGUGUACAAUCUCGGAGAGUUGCUCGCGCACCCGGUCUUAGAAUCUUUAAAAGGCACGCCGAACAACUGGCUCGUCGACCUACUGCAGGCAUUUAAUGCCGGCGACAUCGUUGCGUUGGAGAGAUUGAAGCCGCAGUGGAGCAAGGUGGCCGACCUAGCGGCGCAAGAAUUAAAACUGCGACAGAAGAUCUCCCUGCUAUGCCUCAUGGAAAUGACUUUCAAACGGCAAGCCAACAAUCGACAACUGACAUUUGCGGAGAUUUCUCAGGAGACGCGUCUGCCGCUCGGUGAAGUGGAGCUGCUGGUGAUGAAAGCUCUCGCUCAGGGUCUCGUACGAGGAGCUAUCGAUCAAGUGGCUGGUACCGUCAACAUGACGUGGGUGCAGCCGCGUGUUCUAGAUCGCAGUCAGAUCGCCGGCAUGGUACAACGUCUCGACGGAUGGUGCAAAGACGUUAGUUCAAUGGAGAAACUGUUGGAAUCCAGGGCCUCUGAGAUCCUCACUCUCUGAAGGUUCUCUCCAUCGUCGACUUAUUGGUUUGUUAAAACGCUAAUUCUUCAUAUAUUAACACAAUUGUAAGAUCAGUUUCUUAAGAUGCCGUCAAUAAACGAUUAUUUCU